AUGAAAACCCUAAUGGUUGCGAAGCUGGGUCAGCCGCUUGGGAUGAGCACCUGGCGGCACCUGGCCCAGGCCAUCAUUCGCUAUGGGAUGCAGAAGCAGGUGCCCGAGGAAGGCCCCGGGGAUGACCAGGAUAAUGAGGGCCUCGGGGCCCAGCAGAUGCAUCAUUCCAGAAGAACCGGCCAGCAGAUCUAUGGCCGCCAGCAGUGCUGGCAUACCUAUUUAGGGUUAGCACCAGGUCAGAUAAUUCUGGACCGCCUAUUCUAUCCCCAUGCAGAGCAGAGAGGCCCUGGUAUUGAUCCGGAUGGCAACCUGGAUGGCAACCUGGAUGAUCAGAUCCCUGCCCCUGGCCGAGCCGGUGAUUCAAUUCUACUGGCCCCAGGCCAUGGCCACACAGGCCCCGAGGCACCAUGUGACCCUGGGUGA
Molecule: messenger RNA, 423 nt
Organism: Aspergillus alliaceus
Lineage: Eukaryota; Fungi; Ascomycota; Eurotiomycetes; Eurotiales; Aspergillaceae
Exons: 3
Coding region: 1-423 (140 amino acids)
Source: RefSeq, a predicted model, not a curated record